UCCAAUACCCACCAAGUCAAGUCACCAACCACCUCGGGAAUUUCUAAAAAAAGCAUAAAUCUUUUCCAUUCAUUCUCCCUUUAUUCCUCUUAUCAACAUUUUCUCUCUCCCCAAUUUUCCUUUUCGAAUCUUUCUCUAUCCAAACAAACAAAACCCUCCAAUUUUCCACUCUUCACUCCAAUUAGGUCUCUCUCUCUCUUCUUUCUCUCUCUGCAUUCUCAAUGGAAGACAACAACAGCACCAAGAAGCUCCACCGUCGCUUCUCCCUCGGCCGCCAAUCCUCACUGGCGCCGGACCACGAAGACUCCUCCGCCGUCGCCGCCGCCGCCGCCGACGACGCUUCCGUUACUGAGGCGGUGGACCCGGCGGUUCGGUUGAUGUAUUUGGCCAACGAAGGCGACUUGGAAGGGAUCACGGAGCUUCUCGACGCCGGGAGUGACGUCAAUUUCAGGGAUAUUGAUGGCCGCACCGCCCUCCACGUCGCCGCCUGUCACCGCCGCACCGACGUUGUUGACUUGUUGCUCCAACGCGGUGCCGAUGUCGAUACUCAAGACCGUUGGGGUAGCACGCCUCUUGCGGAUGCUUUGUACUACAAAAAUCAUGAUGUUGUGAAGCUCUUGGAGAAACAUGGUGCUGAACCUCCGAUGGCGCCCAUGCAUGUCGAAAAUGCUCGUGAAGUCCCAGAAUAUGAGAUUGAUCCUUCUGAACUUGAUUUUACAAAUAGUGUUUGCAUAACAAAGGGAACUUACCGUAUUGCAUUAUGGCGUGGAAUUGAAGUUGCUGUGAAAACGCUUGGGGAGGAAGUGUGCACUGAUGAUGAUAAAGUAAACGCGUUUCAUGAUGAGCUUGCAUUGCUUCAAAAAAUAAGGCAUCCAAAUGUAGUCCAGUUUUUGGGUGCGGUAACACAAAGCACCCCAAUGAUGAUUGUCACAGAAUAUCUACCCCAGGGGGAUCUUCGUGCCUACUUGAAACGGAAAGGUGCGUUAAAACCAAUAAUAGCUGUGAAGUUUGCACUUGAUAUUGCUAGGGGAAUGAACUAUUUGCAUGAACAUAGACCAGAAGCCAUUAUACACCGAGAUCUGGAGCCUUCAAAUAUACUGCGGGAUGAUUCUGGGCAUCUGAAAGUUGCAGACUUUGGAGUUAGCAAGAUACUCAAAGUUGCUAAAACUGUCAAAGAAGACAAACCUGUGACAUGCCAGGAUACAUCAUGGCGUUAUGUUGCUCCUGAGAUCUACAAAAAUGAGGAAUAUGACACCAAAGUGGACGUGUUUUCAUUUGCUCUGAUAUUACAGGAGAUGAUUGAAGGUUGUCCGCCGUUUUAUGCAAAGCCAGAAAAUGAAGUUCCUAAAGCAUAUGUUGAAAAUGAGCGUCCACCAUUUACAGCUUCACAAAAGCUUUAUGCCUAUGGAUUAAAACAAAUAAUUGAGGAAUGCUGGGAUGAAAAACCAUACAGGAGACCAACAUUUAGGCAAAUAAUUGGGAGAUUGGAUGACAUUUGCAACCGUCUUGCUCAAAAAAGGCGUUGGAAGGCUCUGGCUCCUUCAUGCAUCGGGAAUCUACAGGCCCUGUUUAAGGGGAAUCCCACAAGUCCAGGUAGCCGAUCAUCUCGUGCUACAACCAGAUAAAUAUAGUUGCUGUCACGAAGCAAGAAGAAUGUCGAUUUUGCAGUUUCAAGAAGGAAAAGAAGAAAGGAAAAAAAAAAUUGGUUGUGGUUUCCAUAUACAUGUAUCCAUAUGUAGCUUUUUGUGAAUAACUUGCAUUCCUUGACAAUGUUUGGAUAUUUUGCUUUUACAGAAACAUUUUUAUGACCUCUAAUGUUUUUUUGGGGAAGUUAUUCUUUCUAGCUUAUGAUGA
This is a messenger RNA of Lotus japonicus, 1854 nucleotides long. Its product is annotated as integrin-linked protein kinase 1. The record is from RefSeq and is a predicted model, not a curated record. The transcript is spliced from 12 exons. Lineage: Eukaryota; Viridiplantae; Streptophyta; Magnoliopsida; Fabales; Fabaceae. Gene Ontology annotation, biological process: protein phosphorylation. Gene Ontology annotation, molecular function: protein kinase activity; ATP binding; protein binding. The coding region runs from base 222 to 1625 and encodes 467 amino acids.